Molecule: messenger RNA, 1615 nt
Organism: Liolophura sinensis
Lineage: Eukaryota; Metazoa; Mollusca; Polyplacophora; Chitonida; Chitonidae
Exons: 6
Coding region: 152-1246 (364 amino acids)
Source: RefSeq, a predicted model, not a curated record
AUAGCUUAUCUUGAUCGAUUUGGGUUUUGUGCGGAUGUGUGUUUUGUGUCAUUACAAACCAAAAAGGGCCGCCAUCAUCAGCGCCAGAAGACCCAGGGGAACGCUGUGCAGCUUCUCUCCCUACUAAAUUAACGGUCGCUGCGACGUAGUUAUGCAGAUGUCUGCCGCCAUUGAAAUGAUUUUGGUGGCAGUUUUACUGGCAAUAGUCGGUCCACCAGCUCCCGGCGGCUCCGCUGCUCAAUCUAACUUAACGACUUUGGUGUACUACAAUCAAACUGCCACGUGGGAUGAGGCCACUGAGGCAUGCGGUCGAUUUGGUGGAUACUUAGUGCACAUCGAAGACGAUAACAAACACGCGGUCGUCAUGGCAACCAUUCAGCAGCUGACAAACAAAACUAUUGAUCAUAUCUGGUUAGGGCAGAUACGGCCUACCUUAGACACCACCGAGUUCAUUUGGACAAACACGUGCACUCCAGUGACCUAUAACAACUGGGGAUAUGGGCAGCCCUCGAACGACAACUCGGAGCAAUGUGUCAGGGUGGAGAUGUCUUCCCAGACGUGGGAAACGGCUCGGUGUGGAUCCAGCGCCGAGAUUUUCUGCGAACACAGCAGCAAGAAACCGUGCAUGUACGAAGCACAUGAGGAAACGGACUUGGAUAUUCCGGUCACACUAUUAGCAGAAAAUGUCACGGCGAAAUCAUCCACCGAGUGCCAGAACCUGUGUAGCGAUGAUGAUUUAAGCGGCAAUGAAUGCUGGGCAGCAAGUUUUUCAAGCUUAGUGAGUACGGGUGUAUGCAAGCUGUACCGACACCAAAGCAUCCAGGCUGUCCAAGACUACGCCCACAUGGUAAAUACACCUGGAUCGACCCUGUGGUUCAAGAAAUGCCUACAAGGUGUGGAGCGACCAUCCGUGAAACUCGUGUCGGCGGGGGGAGAGUGGAACGAGUACAAAUGCGAUACAAACACCUUUUGGUUUAUGUCCGAGGGGGAAUGCGAGUGCCCUUGUCAGACGCUAACAGAGGCGGAACGACAGGCUUUCAUCGGGGACAUACUCUCUUCUCUGACCAUCAACAUAUCAAAUCUCUCCUCCGUUCGGCGGAAGUACUACAGCGUCGUCGAGAAUGACGUCGUGACCCUGGGGCUGGGUUACAGUGGCGUCAUCUUCAUCGUCAUCACAUUACUGCUGAUCAUUCUCUCUGACGUCGACGUCCUCAUUCGGGGACGAAGUGCAGUUUUCAAGGGGUAAAACUAGCUCAGAAGACAAAACCAAUUUUUGUUUUGUAAAAGUUACCUGAUAUUUAAAACCCUUGAGGCGGGGAACAUUGUCCGCCUGAAACAAGUGUGUCCACGCAUAUUGCUCUUAGGUAAUUCACAAGAGCUGCGGUGUAAGACGAGGAAAUGAUGUCUAUUUGCAGAGCAGGAACCAACUGCUAGAGGCGAGAAAUGUCUCAUCGCGCACGUUCAGAAUGCGUAAUGAUGUCACUAUACAGCUUUGCUCAGAAUCUCUCUCGGAAUAAUGUCUGGCAGAUUAUCCUAAAUAUAUAUGAUGUUUAUCAACCAAACUCAUGCAGCCGAUGUCCUAAAUUACAGGUAAAUUUUGGAGUUUCAGAUGAAC